ACGUCGGGACAGAGAUGUCCUCGGGUAACGUGUUCAUCAAUUUCUAAAAUUGGACCCGGCCCAAUUCAAACCGAGAGGCCUCUCUGGUUCUUCUUCUUCUUCCCCGAUCAAACUCUCUCCGCCUCUCACAGAAAUUCCGGUUUACGAAUCACGACCAAGCUCCGUCGUCUCUAAAAGUCUAAACCACACAAAACCAGUGACUCUUCUCAAACUCGAGGUUGAGGUCGACGCUUACUCGGCUCGCUUGAGAAUGAAGAAAUCACCGUUGCCAUUACAGAACGCAAGCGGCGCGAGUAAGAAUCAGAAGCUCGGAAAGGAAGCGCUGGUGAAGCUACUGAGAUGGCAUUUCGGUCAUCCUGGAUUCAGAGGGAAGCAAUUGGAGGCCAUUGAAGCUGUUCUAUCAGGAAGAGAUUGUUUCUGCUUGAUGCCAACCGGAGGCGGGAAGUCGAUGUGUUAUCAGAUACCGGCGCUGGCCAAGAAGACCGGAAUCGUGCUUGUUGUGUGUCCUUUGAUAGCUUUGAUGGAAAACCAAGUGAUGGCUUUGAAGGAGAAAGGAAUUUCUGCUGAAUAUCUAUCCUCCACACAGACUACACAAGUCAAAAAUAAGAUACAUGAAGACCUUGAUUCUGGAAAACCAUCUUUGAGGCUGCUAUAUGUGACGCCGGAAUUGAUUGCAACACCUGGAUUUAUGACAAAGCUGACAAAGAUUCACUCAAGAGGGUUGUUAAAUCUUAUUGCCAUAGACGAGGCACAUUGCAUCUCUUCAUGGGGCCAUGAUUUUAGGCCUAGCUAUCGAAAGCUGUCGUCUUUGAGGAGCCACCUCCCAGGUGUACCAACAUUAGCUUUGACAGCUACAGCCGUUCCUAAAGUUCAGAAGGAUGUGAUAGAGUCCUUACGCCUCCAAAACCCUUUAGUCCUAAAAUCUUCUUUCAAUCGUUCUAAUAUAUAUUCUGAAGUUCGAUACAAAGAUCUUUUACACGAUGUGUAUGCUGAUUUAUCUGACGUACUAAAAUCUAGUGGAGAUAUCUGUGCAAUUGUCUACUGCCUUGAACGAACAAUGUGCGAUUACUUAUCUGUUCAUCUAUCACAAAACGGGAUAUCAUGUGCUGCUUAUCAUGCAGGGUUGAAUGAUAAAUUACGCAGUUCAGUUUUAGAUGAUUGGAUUUCUUCUAAAAUACAAGUUGUCGUGGCAACGGUGGCUUUUGGGAUGGGUAUAGAUAGAAAAGAUGUCAGAAUUGUUUGCCAUUUUAAUAUUCCGAAGUCAAUGGAAGGCUUCUACCAAGAGUCUGGUAGAGCUGGUCGUGAUCAAUUACCCUCCAGAAGCCUAUUGUAUUAUGGAAUUGAAGAUUGCAAGAGAAUGAAAUUUAUUCUAAGCAAUGCUGAGAACAAGAAAUCAAAGGCCUCAAACUCACAAGAAGAGUUGUCAAAAAAAUCCCUGACUGACUUUCAACAGAUGGUUGAGUAUUGUGAGGGCUCUGGAUGCCGGAGGAAAAAGAUCCUUGAGAAUUUUGGUGAAAAGGUACCUGUAACACUGUGUAGCAAAACAUGUGAUGCCUGCAAACAUCCAAACCUCGUAGCCAAAUACUUGGAGGAGCUCGCAACUGCUUGUAUCGUCCGGCAGAAAGCUGGUUCAUCUCGAAUUUUUGUGGGCAGCUCCUCAAAUAAGGUUAAUGAAGAUCAGUCCUCUGAAUUCUGGAACUGUGAUGAUGAAGCAAGUUGUUCUGAGGAAGACAUAUCUGAUUCUGAUGAUGAUGUUGCGGACCUUGUAGCUGUCAAGAGCCUUACCAGAUCAAAGUUGAUCGAUGAAAAAUUGGAAGCCUUGCAGCGUGCAGAAGAAAAAUAUUACCAGAAUAAAUCUGAUAAGCAGACGGAUAAACUUAACAAGAAUGCUAUAUCUGAUACGCUGAGAGAAGCAAGCAAGCAGAGAUUAGAAAAUGCUGUAAAGCAGGCUCAGCAACGACUUGGAAACUUAAAGAUUGAGGUGGAAAUAUCGGCAUCUUUCCUUGAAAAUGAAUGUUACAAAAAAUAUGGGAAAACUGGGAAAUCAUUCUAUUAUUCUCAAGUCGCAAGUACAGUGAGGUGGUUAUCAACCGUAAAUUCUACUGACUUAACUGAUCGUCUCGGCACCAUAACCAGUUCCCCGUCAGAGAAUACUCCGCUCAAAACAGCACCUUCUGCAUCACAAUCGCCAUUGCAACAGAAAUCACCAGAAAUGACUUACAUGAGAGUGUUAGACCGGAAGCUUCUGUAGCUGUCACCAACGCAAAGUGAUUCCCCAAGUACAAUUUUGCCAGCAAUUCCAUCCUUCUCAGAGUUUAUCAACAGCAAAAAGGAGAAAGACAACAGAUCAAGUGUAUCGGAAAAGCAAUCCCCUAAUGGGGUUAAGAAGAAUCCAGAGAAGAAAAUGAGGUUACAAUAGGUCAAAAAUCUUAGUUUCUUCAAUUGCUCAUAGUUUUGUCCUUGAAAGUAGAUACACGAGGAUUCAUGUUAACAUUUUGCACGGAAGUACUUUUAUUUCACUAUGAGAAGUAAAGCAACAUCUCUAUUCAUGCUA
Molecule: messenger RNA, 2554 nt
Organism: Rosa rugosa (rugosa rose)
Lineage: Eukaryota; Viridiplantae; Streptophyta; Magnoliopsida; Rosales; Rosaceae
Product: ATP-dependent DNA helicase Q-like 3
Exons: 20
Biological process (GO): double-strand break repair via homologous recombination
Cellular component (GO): cytoplasm; chromosome
Molecular function (GO): ATP binding; four-way junction helicase activity; 3'-5' DNA helicase activity
Source: RefSeq, a predicted model, not a curated record